GGAAUCAACAUUUUAAUGAAAGCAGCAUUGGCAGUCUGGCUGUGCUUAAAGCUUGAAAGCACGAGGGAGGGCAGCCGCAUGCCGGUUGAAGGACCUCGAAAAGCCAAGAUGGCCGCGCCCUUGGCAGACGCCGGGGAGUUUGAAAAUUGGCUAAAUGAGCGGCUAGACGCGCUGGAAGUGGACCGCGAGGUGUACGGCGCCUACAUUCUGGGCGUGCUGCAGGAAGAGGAGAACGACGAGGAGAAAAGAGAGGCGCUUCGAGGAAUCUUAUCGGCCUUUUUGGAUGAAGAAGACACGCUAGAAGAUGUCUGCCAACAGAUCAUCAAGCACUGGACGGAGUACUGCAGCCACCCGGCAAACAAGCGAGACUCCGGAGAUGUUGAGGUCCAGGCCAUCGCCAGCAUGAUUGAAAGGCAGGCCCAGAUUGUGGUCAAGCAGAAAGAAGUGUCGGAGGAGUCCAAGAAACGCAAGGAGGCCCUCCUGGCGCAGUAUGCCAACGUUACGGAUGAAGAGGAUGAAUGUGAAGAAGAGGAAUCGGCAAAUGGAAAUGUCAUUCCUGGACAGGACAAGUCCAUGUUCAAGAACACCAACGUGGAGGAGGUCCUGAACAGGCAGAAGCAAAAACGGGAGCAGGCCCGCGAAGAUGCCCAGAAGAAGAAGGAAAUGGACAAAAUGCAGCGGGAGAAGGACAAGCUGGCCAAACAAGAGAGGAAGGAGAAGGAGAAGAAGCGCACACAAAAGGGAGAACGCAAAAGAUAAAGGCUGGGAGAAAGGACAUUGGAUGACGUGGGAAAAUGGGUGGCCACGUUACUCUUUGGGGGAGGGGUGGGGGGGACAUUUUGGUCAUCGUGUUCAUGUGUAGGAGCACAUUCAACUGUUAAUGAGCCCAUGUGACCUUGUUGUUAUCGCGCUAUCAUAAAAAGAUGCGACAGAGCCGAAGAAGGAAAAAAACACUCGCCGGUUUGAAAUGGCGUCUUUUUAAAGUAAUAAACUUUUGGAGCGUUUUCA
Molecule: messenger RNA, 1008 nt
Organism: Syngnathoides biaculeatus (alligator pipefish)
Lineage: Eukaryota; Metazoa; Chordata; Actinopteri; Syngnathiformes; Syngnathidae
Gene: ccdc43
Product: coiled-coil domain containing 43
Exons: 6
Coding region: 16-759 (247 amino acids)
Source: RefSeq, a predicted model, not a curated record